AUGCUCAGCUCCCAGGGCCUCGUAUAUCGGAUCGGCUUCGCAGGCAGGGAGCUGCUCAACCCCCGCAAGAGCUUCAACAUCCCUGAGCAGCGGAAGCUGCAGCUGCAGGAGGGGCACGUCGUGGUCCUGUCGCAUGCUCCGCACGCCUCCAAGUUGACGGUCACGGUCCACAAGCAUGGAGGUUGGCGAGCUUCCUUCACACUGCACGACGUCCCUCCUCUUGCCAGGCCCUUCGUCAACCUGCUCAACGUCGGCGACUCUUUCAAGAUCCUUAAGAGCGCGAGAGCUCGAAAAGCUAUCGACUCGCUGGCGAAGAAAGCAGACACGAGGCCUGUCGCUCCCAAGAUGGGUUACAAGCAGAGGCAGCAGGAGAGAGAGGAGAGGCACAUGGAGAAGCUGAGAGCAGAAGAGCUGAGCAGCUAUGAAGACUCUCAGCACAUGGUGACCUUUGACAAGGUACUUCAUCAAGACUCGCUCUUCGAGGAGGAGGACGGUAGGCUGGACACUGCGUUAGGGAUAGACGACCCGGAAGUUUGA
This is a messenger RNA of Guillardia theta CCMP2712, 537 nucleotides long. RefSeq lists its product as hypothetical. The record is from RefSeq and is a predicted model, not a curated record. NCBI's taxonomy places the organism in Eukaryota, Cryptophyceae, Pyrenomonadales, Geminigeraceae. The coding region runs from base 1 to 537 and encodes 178 amino acids. The transcript has 2 exons.